Vitrella brassicaformis is the source of this 1937-nucleotide messenger RNA. The record is from the annotation of a GenBank genome assembly. Lineage: Eukaryota; Vitrellaceae.
ACUGCAGCACACACACACCACAUGAACUGCCGCACGCAAAUCAACGCCCCCAGACAGACAGACAGACAGACAGGCGGCGACUCUCACUCCAGUCAGUAGAGGGGCUGUGCCGAUCUUGAUCUUCUUGCUGGGCCGCUGGAGCUCCUGCUCGGCCUUGCGCACGUUGUGGCUGCGAAGUUGGUAAGGUGACACUGUGACGUCAGCAGCAGCAGCAGAGGUGGCAGCCCCCGUCUUGCCUACAUGACAGAACACACAACACAGCACAGCACAAUGGUGACCGCACCCACUCACAAACCCCCCCUCUCUCUCCUUGUCUGUCUGUCUGUCUGUCUGUCCUGUUCCCCCUCCCUCUCGCCCGCCCUCGCUUACGUUGUGGCUUCUUGGCUUUCGGCUUGGGCUCGGCCUUGGCUUUGGGCUUGGGCUUGGCCUUGGGCUUGGGGGUGGUGUCCGCCUUGAGCUUCUUGCUGGCGGGUGGAGAUGCCGCCUCGCUGUCUGCCUUGCGCUUGCGGCCACCACGCAACUCACGGUGGGCCCCACCGGCGGCAGCCGCAGCAGCAGGACCGGACUUGGCCUUCGCCUUCCCCUUGGCCUUCGCCUUGGGCUUGGCCUUGAGGGCCUUGGUGGUCUUCUUGACUGGCGCGCGUCGCUGGCGCUUGACACGCGGCACCUCAUCCUCCUUAUCCUCCGUCUUGACGGCCGUCUCCUCCCUUUUGGUUUGCGCCCGAGUGCGGGGGCGAUGGGCAGUGGAGGGGGCAGCGGGGGCUGGUGGUGGUGGUGGGAGCAGUGGAGGUGGUGGGCCAGGGGGAGGCGCAGGGAGCGGUGGCUGCUCCUCCUCCUCGACAGGGGGGGCCGGUGGCUGCUCGCCCUCCUCCUCGCCGUUCUCCUCGCCAUGCUCAUCAUCAACAACACCGCCCAAUGGCUCCAGGGGGGGAGGUGGUGGGCCAGGGAGAGGCCCCUCCUCCUCGCCCUCCUCCUCGCCGUUCUCCUCGCCAUGCUCAUCAUCAACAACACCGCCCAAUGGCUCCAGGGGGGGCGUCUUCACCCCUGCCGGGGGGACGAUCGGUGGUGGGGGCACCUCAGGAGGUGCACCAGGUAGGUGCUCGCCCGCUGCCGGCUCGGUCAGGUCGACGACCGGAGCAGCAGCAGCUGCUGCUGCUGCAACAGCCUCCUCCUCAGCUUCUUGGUCCGUGAGGUUCUGCGCUCCUUUGCGCUUCUUUGAGGCCGGUUUGCUGCCGCCUCUGCUGUGGCUGUCGUCCUUCCUCUUUCGCUGCCGAGAUGGAGGGGUGGGAGGGACCUCGAGUGCCGCAGCAGCAGUGGAGGUGGUGGCUGCUCCUCCUCGUCAGCAUCAGGGGCUUCCGGCUGUGCCUCCGCGUCGUCAGCAUCGGGGGCUUCCGGCUGCGCCUCCUCCUCGUCAGCAUCGGGGGCUGCCGGCUGCGCCUCCGCGUCGUCAGCAUCGGGGGCUGGUGGCUGCUCGUCCUCCUCCUCAGCAGGGGGGGCUGGUGCAGCUGGCUCACUGCCAUGCUCAUCAUCAACACCUUCCACGACAGGGGGCGUCUUGACCUGGCGUCGCUCUUGAUCAGCGCCCGCAGCUCCCCCAUCGUCAUGGCCUCCAGAUCGGCGACAUCUGCGUUGUUUGGACCAAGGGAAUGACACCAGUGGCCGACAGAAAAGCAUCCAUCCAUUUACCAUCACCCAACUCACUCUCUCCUUUCUGUUCUACUUACUUACCGAUGGCCGCAGGCGGCGGCAGCAGCAGGCCCGAAGCGAGCAUGGCAUCGAAACAAGAGACCUCAGGAUAUAAAAUGUAGUCAGCGAUCGCUCCAUUGACCUGCACACCGAGACACACAAUCAACGGCCGACGACUGCUUUCAACUCUUCUUCAACAAGCCACCUUGUCGCCUCACCUUUCGUCGAUCGCAGCUUUGGCUGUUGCUCAU